UGUCAAUUCGAAAGAAUAUAGGUAUCUUAGAAAAGCACCCAGAAACUACGAGGUACAAUAUUUUUAAUAAUUGAAAAACUUGAUAACUACAAUUUUGAAUUUAUUAUAAUUAUAUUUUGUAAUAAUAAUAUAUACCUAUAAUAUAUAAUAAGAAAUAUUUAAAUUUGUAUAAAAUAUAUAGUGAUUUAAGUAGGUAUUUUAUGUUAGAUUACCUAUUCAGUAUACAAUGCCAUAAUGCUUAUAUACACAAGUAACUAUAUAAUAUAAAAUGUAUAUUUUGAUGUUUCUAAGUGACAAAUAAGUAUUAUAGGUACCUACCUAUAUAUAACUAGUCUCCUAAUAAACAUUUAAGUUUAAACUAUAAUUGUUUUAUUUGUUUACUAAUAUACUUAGUAUUAUCAUGAAUGAUGAUGAUUCAAAAACUUUAGAUCAAAAGGAUGAUAGUAUUGCAAAUGAUAUAAAUCAGCAAAUAGACGAAACACCCGAUUCUGAUCAAAAUGUUUCACAAAAUCCAAAUGACCCGCAAAACCCGAGUCCGCAAUCAUCUAGAUCUGACGUUGUCAAUCAAAGGCGAACUAGUUUACAUCCAUUAGAAGAAGUAGAGCUCAAUAGAAGAGUUAAAAGAAAGAGGACCUCGUCUGCUUACGGUGGACAACCUUUAUCUGCGGAAGAAGACAAUAAUGAGGAGAAUCAAAGUCAACGAUCGCCACAGCAGUUUACAACCGAUAAUAAAAGUGUGCAUAACAUAAGGAGGUCCUCGUUGUUGUAUGAAGGUUAUAGUUCAGUGACGUCGAUUGAUAGCAGAUAUUUAGAUAGCCGUCGUACAAACGAAAAAUGGAAAGAUAUUGUAGUGUUCAUGUACACUGAACCAUCAAUAAUGAUUUAUUCCAAUAUUUUUUUAAUGGUAAGCAUGAGCAAAAUAUAGAUAUUAAUAUAUUUUGUAUAGAUGAGAAUAUGAGAUCUAACUUUUUACGCUAGGUAAAAUUACUCGACCAGUGGCAUAGCACCUAAUGAUUUAGUUCUGAGGGAUGGAAUAUUAAUUGCAAAUACCCUAGUAGCACCAGGAUUCCUACCGAAGAGUAAAUUAGUGGACCCCAAAACAGGAAAUAAAAAGCCACUGCGCUGUUCCGCUGUAACUAUUGUUGUGUAUAUUUUCUUCCUAAUAGAAUAAUACAAUUUUUCUUAUUCAUACAUUGUCCAAUGUUCAUUAGAAAAUAUUUAUUUAAAUUUUUAACAAUAAAUAAUUUUUCCUCGAUACUUACAACUUACUUAGGCCAAUUUGUUCAAUUUAUUGAUCACGUCUUCAAUAUUAUAUAUAAUUGGAUGUUUUGAAGCGCAAUUAGCAUUGUAAGUCUAUGAAUUUCCUAUUAAUUAAAAAAAUUUAACAAAUGCAAAUGUGACAAUUCGCGUCCGGUGAUACACAUUGUUGUUUUUUAUUGUUCUCGUUAUUUUUACUUUUUAGUCAUUUGUAAUUUUGUAAAACCUUUAUAUAGCCUUUUGGGAUAGCCCUUUGGGCUGAUCAAGCCCAACAUCACCCAAACUGAAAAAAAUCUUCAAAGUAAAAGUUUAGUUGAAAAUACUAAGAAUAUAAUAUUGUAAUAUUAUAAAUUUAUUUAUAACAUAUACCAAUAACCGGUUGAAACAAACCAACCUUGUUAGUUUGAAGGUAAAGAGAAAUACUUACCUCCGCUCCCCAUUCCCCAAUAUUUUAUCGUAUGGUAACAUUAUGCAUUUAAUAUCAAAUACUGCAUAUAGGUACUGACGUUAUGUACUAAAAAGUAAUAAUUCAUAAACGCAUAUAAUGAUGGUCAUUAGUCAUUACUUGUUAAAUCAUUAUAAUAGCCAAUAAGACAUAGGUGAUAGGUUAUAAAAAGUCUAAAAGUUAUAAUUUUCAACUUGGAUACGUUUUAAAUAAAGUUCUCAACAUUUUUUUUAGACUUUAAAUUGUAUUCUUGUGUAUAUAUUUUAAUGUACUUGCAACUUACUACAUAUAAUGCAGUAAUAUAGUGGGUUCAACGAUAAUGGUAUGUGGUAACACUUAAUAUUUCAAAGGCAUGACCUUAGAUUUGAUAGGUGUUUAUUUACUGCAAAAAGUGAUUAUAAUUAUUGAAAAAUGUCAAUGCUUGAACUUUGUUUUCCAGCAUAAAAAGGUUUAUUAAUAGACAAUAGCUACUAUUGCCUGUAAAUAUCUUAAAAGAAUUCUAAUAUUUUAAAAUGAUCAUCUAUCAUAGAAAAUAAUAACUUGCAUGGAUGAUAUGCAAAUUUAAUACUUAAAAUGUAAUAAAAAAAGGUGGACAAG
Messenger RNA from Acyrthosiphon pisum (pea aphid), 2299 nucleotides. RefSeq lists its product as uncharacterized. Lineage: Eukaryota; Metazoa; Arthropoda; Insecta; Hemiptera; Aphididae. The transcript has 2 exons. Bases 401 to 925 code for a protein of 174 amino acids. The record is from RefSeq and is a predicted model, not a curated record.